UCUCCCAUUUUGCAUGCAGUUGACCGUUGAAGGAAGCACCCCACCCAACCGAACCCCAUCACUCUUCUCUCUAAAACCUCCCUAUAAAACCCCAUUCUCGGCCUCUGUGUUUCUCUCAGGCCCUCCCGAAAGUAAAACUCUCUAUCUCUCUCUCUCUCUAGCUAGAAAGGAAGAAAAAGUAAGAGAGGAAGAGAAACACACGCUAACGCAGCCAUCAAACUCUGCCAGCUAGCUUAACAAUGGCUCUCUCAAAGGCCGCCGCCUUCUCAUCCAAGUCCUUAUACAGCAACAACCACGUUCUCUCUCACCCCCAUCACCAACCCACUUACUCUCUGGUCCCCACUUCCACCAAAGCGCACGACGCCAAGCCCCUGAUCACUCGCAUCUCGGCUGUCCAUGCCGCAGAGCCCUCCACCAAGCAGUCUACGCCGCCCGUCGCGGCAUCGAAUUUGAAAUGGUCGGUGGAGUCCUGGAAGUCCAAGACGGCGCUGCAGCUCCCGGAGUACCCGGACCAGAAGGAGCUGGACUCCGUGCUGCAGACCAUCGAGGCCUUCCCUCCCAUCGUUUUCGCUGGCGAGGCGAGGCACCUGGAGGAGAAGCUGGCCGAGGCGGCCGUAGGCAAUGCCUUUCUCUUGCAAGGAGGGGACUGCGCCGAGAGUUUCAAGGAGUUCAGUGCGAACAACAUAAGGGACACAUUCAGGGUGCUUCUUCAGAUGGGUGCUGUUCUUAUGUUUGGUGGUCAAAUGCCUAUCGUUAGGGUUGGGAGAAUGGCUGGUCAGUUUGCGAAACCCAGAUCGGCUCCAUUUGAGGAGAGGGAUGGUGUGAAGCUGCCGAGUUACAAAGGAGACAACAUAAAUGGAGACGCUUUUGACGAGAAAUCAAGGAUUCCGGACCCCCAGAGAUUGAUAAGGGCUUAUUGCCAAUCCGCGGCGACUCUGAACCUUCUUAGGGCCUUUGCCACUGGAGGAUAUGCUGCAAUUCAGAGGAUUAGCGAAUGGAAUCUUGAUUUUGCUGAGCACAGUGAGCAGGGAGAUAGAUACCAGGAACUGGCUCAUCGGGUGGAUGAGGCUCUAGGAUUCAUGGCGGCUGCGGGACUUACCGUUGACCACCCUGUAAUGAAAACAACUGAAUUCUGGACCUCGCAUGAGUGUUUGCAUUUGCCUUAUGAGCAAGCACUCACCAGGAAGGAUUCAACUUCUGGCCUAUACUACGAUUGCUCUGCUCACAUGCUUUGGGUUGGGGAGCGCACCCGGCAAUUGGACGGUGCCCAUGUAGAGUUCCUCAGGGGAGUUUCCAAUCCCAUUGGCAUCAAGGUUAGCAACAAAAUGGAUCCAAAUGAUCUAGUUAAACUCAUUGAGAUCCUGAAUCCCCAGAACAAGCCAGGAAGGAUUACGAUAAUUGCAAGAAUGGGUGCUGAGAACAUGCGAGUUAAGUUCCCACAUAUGAUCAGAGCUGUCCGUAGGGCUGGGCAAAUUGUGACCUGGGUCUGUGAUCCAAUGCACGGGAACACCAUAUCGGCACCUUGUGGACUCAAGACGCGUCCUUUUGAUGCAAUACUGGCUGAGGUGCGAGCAUUCUUUGAUGUUCAUGAACAAGAAGGAAGCCACCCUGGUGGAGUUCAUCUGGAGAUGACAGGCCAGAACGUGACAGAAUGCAUUGGAGGGUCUCGAGCAGUUACCUAUGAUGAUCUGAGCUCACGUUAUCACACUCACUGUGACCCGAGGCUCAACGCUUCUCAGUCUCUCGAGCUAGCCUUCAUCGUUGCAGAGCGACUUAGAAAGAGAAGAAUCGGAGCUCAACGUCGGGUUUCCUUGAGCCUUUAGAAAAUUAAGCUUCAAAUUGGCAAUGCCAAUUCAUUUGGUAGUGAAUAAAUUUGGAAAUCGUUGAACUCCGUACGUAAAGAAGCUACUUCAAUAUUAACAAAUUCGAUCUUAUGUGAGAUGUGGUGCCUCUUUGACUGGAAUCUGCAAAUGCAAGUGUCGGGGUACUUGUGGAGCAGCCUUGUAGAAUUUCCUGAUCAUUUAUUUAGUAUUUUCAUUUGGUUUCUGUA
Carya illinoinensis is the source of this 2050-nucleotide messenger RNA. Its product is annotated as phospho-2-dehydro-3-deoxyheptonate aldolase 2, chloroplastic-like. Gene Ontology annotation, molecular function: 3-deoxy-7-phosphoheptulonate synthase activity. The record is from RefSeq and is a predicted model, not a curated record. The transcript is spliced from 5 exons. NCBI's taxonomy places the organism in Eukaryota, Viridiplantae, Streptophyta, Magnoliopsida, Fagales, Juglandaceae. Gene Ontology annotation, biological process: aromatic amino acid biosynthetic process. Bases 240 to 1823 code for a protein of 527 amino acids.